Messenger RNA from Neurospora tetraspora, 2238 nucleotides. RefSeq lists its product as uncharacterized. Gene Ontology annotation, biological process: iron ion transmembrane transport. The transcript has 2 exons. NCBI's taxonomy places the organism in Eukaryota, Fungi, Ascomycota, Sordariomycetes, Sordariales, Sordariaceae. The record is from RefSeq and is a predicted model, not a curated record. Gene Ontology annotation, cellular component: membrane. Gene Ontology annotation, molecular function: iron ion transmembrane transporter activity. The coding region runs from base 328 to 2052 and encodes 574 amino acids.
CCUCAUCCAAGAACCGCGCUAACAGACGAGUAGCGGACGGUACAGGAGGACGCGCUGCGGGUGCACGGGCCAUCUCGCCAGCAGAUACUACAAAAUUGUUUGGUUCCUUCCUUUUCCCUUCUUCCACAUCACAACCAAAUCACAUCAUAUUUCUUGUACAUUCUUUUCGCUGCUCGGAAGCAUCUUCUGCUGCUUUUCACCCCUUUCCUUGGAUCCCCUCUCGGUAAAAUUAUUUGGCGGUCUAACUCAGGGCAACUGACGCCGAAGUGAACGCGCGACGCCGAUUGCGGACGGAAGAGCGCAGACAACGGCGACGGCGACGACGGGAUGGACGGAAGUAUUCAGCCGACCGAGCCGGCUCGCAAAUCCACCGGCGAUGGCGAUAUCGAACUGGCCGUUCGCCUUCCAGCCCAAAACAAUGUGCCAAAUACCAUCCCCGUCAUAGAGCCUACCACUCAACCGCCGCAUCACGCCAAUCCGAACAACGCCGGCACCGCCGACACUGCUGCUGGCGACAAUGAUACCCUCUCAAGAACUCCCAUCCCCAUCGGCAUCUCCCGCUCCCUAACCCUCCGCCUCUACACCUCCCACUUCCUCUCCACCUGGAACUCCCGCCUCUUCGAAGCCGGCGUCGUCUACAUCCUCGCCUCCAUCUUCCCCGACAACCUCCUCCCCGUCUCCCUCUACGCCCUCUCGCGCAACCUCGCUGCCAUCCUCUUCGCCGUUCCCGUCGGCCACUGGAUCGACACCGCUCACCGCUUGACCGUCGUCCGCGCCUCCAUCGUGGGGCAACGCCUCGCUGUUGCUGCUUCGUGCGGGCUGUUUUGGGCGUUACUGGGGUUGCGGCUGGGAUGGAGGCAGUCGGCGCUGGUUGAUGGCUUGUUUGGAGCUAGUGUGUUGCUGGCGUGCGUGGAGAAGCUGGCGGCGGGCGUGAAUCUUAUUGCUGUGGAGAGGGAUUGGGUGGUAGUGAUUACGCAGGGGAAUGAGGAUGCGAGAAGGAAGAUGAAUGCGCGUAUGCGGAGGAUUGAUUUGUUUUGCAAGCUGCUGGGGCCGUUGACUGUUGCGCUGAUUGCGGCGGCGUCGGUGAAGGCGGCUGUGUACGCGACGCUGGGGAUGAAUCUGGCGUCGGUGAUGGUGGAGUAUCUUUGCAUUGAGACGGUGUUUCGGAGGGUGCCGGGCCUCGGACGUCCUGCUCCUCCCGGUGAAUCAGCUGGUCAGUCGUUGGACCCGCUCUCGAUGGUCGAUGCCGAUGCUGGCAGCAGCACCCAUUUCCAGCUCCGCAAGUGGCUCCGGGGCAUAUCAUGGCGCAAGCUGCUCAUGAUUCCCUCUCUGCAUCUCUACUUUGGCCAUCCCGCCGUCAUCCCCUCGCUCUCGCUCUCGCUGUUGUACCUCACCGUACUCUCCUUCUCUGGCCAAAUGCUGACCUACCUGCUCGCCUCCAACCUUAACCUAUGGCAAGUGGGCAUCAUCCGCGGCAUCUCGACAAUCUUCGAGCUCAGCGCCACCUGGAUCGCGCCCCGUCUAAUGAAGCGCAUCGGCGUCCUCCGCACCGGCUUGUGGUCCAUCACCUGGCAGAUGACCUGGCUAGCCGGCGGCGUCUCUUGUUUCUUUUACUACUACGGGAAGGGCUAUGAGGCAACUAGCCUUAUGUCCGCUGUUGGCCUCGUUGUUGCCGUGGCUUUCAGCCGUGUUGGUCUUUGGGGGUUUGACCUCUCAGUGCAAAACAUUGUUCAAGAUGAAGUGGAAGAUGAUCGCAGAGGGAUAUUCUCAUCGGUAGAGGCCUCGUUCCAGAAUAUGUUCGACAUGUUAGCGUGGGCUCUUACCAUCAUCUGGCCAAACCCAAACUCGUUCCAGUGGCCAAUUGUCAUCAGUGUCGCGGCAGUCUAUGCGGCUGGCGGACUCUUCGCCCACUUUCUACGCCGUCGUAGAGGCCAUCUUCUGCAUCCACCGGCAUGUAUCAAAACCAAGCGUCGAAGGGACAACUCAAACUCGUUCGGUGUGGGCUGGAAUCGCCGAACAAGACGCAGUACCAGCGACUCCAUUAUCCUAUGAUAAACCCCCGGUUGGUUGAGCUGUUGUUUAUUUCUCUUAGAAUCGAGUUUCUGUCACAUGGUAGAAGACCGCAAGGCUGCGACCGCAAACGUCGAAAUAUUGUCUACUUCCUCAAGCCAAGGUCACACAACGUGGAAGUGCACCUUCAACCCCGCUUUCCAGACCAAUUGUUACCAGCCUUCUGAC